CAUUUUCAUCACAUACAAAUUUUGAGCUCUUACCUAACAUUCAUAAGUACCCCUUUCAAAAUAUCCAGAAUCAAAUGGCCGGACUAAAUACGGAUAGUUAAAUUUUAAAGGAUGAAUAUGCUCUUAGGAAUCAGUUGGUCCUACAAACCGUAUUCCGAUGCAUCACAUAAGUGAGAUUUAAAAAAUACUUUUUGAAUUUAGCAAAAGGAGUGCUACACACAACCUGUAUUAAAAUCCGUUCCAAAUUCAUGUGCUUUGCUUUAAAAAUAAGGAGAACGUAUGCAAUCAAAUUCACCUUUCACCAACCAAUUUCUUUGUGAUGUUCCCUUUGGCAUCCUUUCCUUUGAAAGACCAAAACUUUAUAAAUGACAACCAUCUUUAGAUCUACUCAAUUAAGGAACAGGAGACUUGAAUUUCCUUUGUCUUCUCAAACAUGUCCAAAGAAAAUGUGCAAAGACAUGCUAUGGAGAAAAACAGAAAUCCUAAAGAAAAAGAGAAACCAAACCAUGGGUUCUUGUCCAAACACCUGAGAAAAGUUUACCCAAUUAGCCGGAGGAGAAGCUGCUCACCUCUCUCCCUUUCUUCGCUCUCUUUGUCUUUGUCACAGAACUCAAACGAUUCCACCUUCACGGAUUACAGCAUUCCACUGGAUCAGGAAAUCUCAUUUGCAUUGAGAAGGAUUGUGCCUAUUGAAAGACGAGAUUUUCCGAUGGGGGCUAAAAAUGUUCAUCAACAUAUUCCAGACUCCAACAGUGAAGGCUUAAGGAGGUGCAACUGGAUCACAAAGAACAGCGAUAAAACUUACGUACAAUUUCAUGAUGAUUGCUGGGGAGUUCCAGUUUAUGAUGACAAUCAAUUAUUUGAGCUGCUUGCACUGUCCGGUAUGUUGAUGGAUUAUAAUUGGACAGAGAUUCUCAAAAGGAAGGAGUUGUUUAGGGAAGCUUUUGCUGAAUUUGAUCCCAACACUGUUGCAAAAAUGGGGGAGAAGGAGAUCAUUGAAAUAGCCUCCAACAAAGCAGUAAUGUUAGCAGAGGGCAGAGUGAGGUGCAUAGUAGACAAUGCCAAAUGCAUAGUGCAGAUUGUGAAGGAAUUUGGAUCAUUCAGUAGCUAUGUGUGGGCUUAUGUGGAUUUCAAACCAGUGAUCAACAGAUACAGAUACCCAAGAAAUGUCCCAUUGAGAACUCCAAAAGCAGAAGCCCUAAGCAGGGACUUAUUGAAGCGCGGGUUCCGGUUUGUGGGGCCAGUGAUUGUGUAUUCAUUCAUGCAAGCUGCAGGAAUGUCAAUUGAUCAUCUUGUUGACUGCUUUAGGUUUGGUGAAUGUGUGAGCAUUGCAGAAAGACCAUGGAGACAUGUCUGAGAUGAGCUCUACAAAUCUUUUCAGAAAAAGCUUUCUAACGUUUUUUUUUUUUUUUUAUCAGCUUCGAAAGUUAAUGUUGAACUUAUCUAACUUUCCAUUUUGGAGAAAAAGUUUUUAAAUUUAUUUGCUUAUUAAUUAUAAGGAUUGGUUUGUAAAGUUCAAAAGAAAACAUUGGAUUGUUCAUCUCUGCAAAAUUUUCUGAGAGUCAGUUAUUCACAAUUUGUUUGUGAAGUACAUUAUGAUAGAAUGACAAUUUAUGAUGAUCGUGAAUUGUGAUUA
Molecule: messenger RNA, 1636 nt
Organism: Rhododendron vialii
Lineage: Eukaryota; Viridiplantae; Streptophyta; Magnoliopsida; Ericales; Ericaceae
Exons: 5
Coding region: 434-1357 (307 amino acids)
Biological process (GO): base-excision repair
Molecular function (GO): DNA-3-methyladenine glycosylase activity
Source: RefSeq, a predicted model, not a curated record